Molecule: messenger RNA, 2293 nt
Organism: Oryza brachyantha (malo sina)
Lineage: Eukaryota; Viridiplantae; Streptophyta; Magnoliopsida; Poales; Poaceae
Product: very-long-chain aldehyde decarbonylase GL1-5-like
Biological process (GO): lipid biosynthetic process
Molecular function (GO): oxidoreductase activity; iron ion binding
Source: RefSeq, a predicted model, not a curated record
UGGCGAGAUCGGGCUAAGCUAGGCCGGCCAGUUCUCGCAGGACGACGACUCGAUCGAUCGAUCUUGCGUGUGCACUACCGUCUGCAGCUAGCUGCAGGAAGAUUCAUCGUCGUGAUCGUCGUCGUCGUCCAACAUGGCCACGAACCCUGGACUCUUCACGGAGUGGCCAUGGAAGAAGCUUGGUAGCUUCAAGUACGUGUUGCUGGCGCCAUGGGUGGCGCACGGGUGGUACGAGGUGGCGACGAAGGGGUGGCGCGCCGCCGACCUCGGCUACCUCGCCAUCCUCCCGUCGCUGCUCCUCCGCGCGCUGCACAACCAGGCCUGGAUCACCGCCUCCCGCCUCCACAACGCCCGCGGCCGCCGCCAGAUCGUCCGCCGCGGCAUCGAGUUCGACCAGGUCGACCGCGAGAGGAACUGGGACGACCAGAUCAUCCUGUCGGGGUUCCUGCUGUACCUGGGCGCGCUGUACCUGCCGGGCGGGCAGCGGCUGCCGCUGUGGAGGGCGGACGGCGCGGCGGUGAUCGCGCUGCUGCACGCCGGGCCGGUGGAGUUCCUCUACUACUGGCUCCACCGCGCGCUGCACCACCACUGGCUCUACACGCGCUACCACUCCCACCACCACGCCUCCAUCGUCACCGAGCCCAUCACCUCCGUCAUCCAUCCGUUUGCUGAGCUCGUCGCCUAUGAAGUGCUCUUCUCGGUCCCACUGAUCGCCUCUGCCUUGACUGGGACUGCCUCCAUCAUCGCCUUUGAGGCGUAUAUAAUCUACAUUGACCUGAUGAACAACAUGGGGCACUGCAACUUUGAGUUGGUGCCGAGCUGGCUCUUCAAAUGGUUCCCUCCUCUCAAGUAUCUCAUGUACACACCAUCGUACCAUUCUCUGCACCACACCCAGUUCCGGACCAACUACUCCCUUUUCAUGCCGUUCUAUGACUACAUCUACAACACACUGGACAAGUCAUCAGACACUCUGUAUGAGAGCUCACUGAAGGAGGAGGAGGAAGAAGCAGUGGAUGUGGUUCACCUCACACAUCUGACCACCCUGCAUUCCAUCUACCACAUGAGGCCCGGUUUCGCCGAAUGCGCCUCCAGGCCCUACGCCUCCAGGUGGUACAUGAGGCUGAUGUGGCCUGUGUCAUGGCUCUCCAUGGUGCUGACAUGGGCAUAUGGAUCAUCAUCAUUCACUGUGGAGAGGAAUGUCAUGAAGAAGAUCAGAAUGCAGUCAUGGGCCAUACCAAGAUACAGUUUCCAUUAUGGAUUGGAUUGGGGAAAGGAAGCUAUCAAUGAUCUCAUCGAAAAGGCGAUACAUGAAGCUGACAAGAAUGGGGCUAAAGUUGUUAGCCUAGGACUCCUGAAUCAGGCACAUACCCUGAAUAAAAAUGGAGAACUAUAUCUGCUGAAGUACCCAAAGUUGAGAGCAAGACUUGUGGAUGGCACCAGCUUAGCUGCUGCAGUGGUUGUGAAUAGUAUCCCAGAAGGCACAGAUCAAGUUAUUCUUGCAGGAAAUAUUUCCAAGGUGGCGCGUGCUGUGGCACAAGCAUUAUGCAAGAAAAAUGUCAAAGUCACAAUGACAAACAAGCAAGAUUAUCAUUUACUUAAGCCUGAAAUGCCAGAAACUGUAGCUGACAAUCUUCUGUUUUUGAAAACAGGCACCGCAAAGGUGUGGUUAAUUGGUGAUGGUUUAGAUGCUUCUGAACAAUUCAGAGCAAAGAAAGGAACAAUGUUCAUCCCAUACUCACAGUUUCCUCCAAAGAUGGUACGCAAGGACAGCUGCAGCUACUCAACAACUCCUGCAAACUGUACCAAAAACGCUGCAGAAUGUGCAUUCAUGCGAGAAUUGGCUGCCAAGGAGGGUCAUGAGCGCAUGGAGAAUCGCGGGAAUUCUUCAUGCAUUGAGGGGUGGGAUGAGAACGAAUGUGGUGACAAGGUGCUUGACAUGGAGAAAGUUUGGUCUGCUGCAAUUAUGCAUGGCUUCUGCCCAGUUGCUCAAGUUUGAUGCUUCAGUUGCAAAGUACUAGAAUAAUCUUUUAGGUGGAUAUGCUAUAUGAGUUUGAUGCUUCAAUUGCAAAGUACUAGAAUAAUCUUUUAGGUGGAUAUGCUAUAUGUUCACUGAAUCAGGAAGAGAUGCAGCAUGGCGCCUGAGUAGUUACAUCUGCCAUAGUUUUUGCCGUAUUGUUCAUCAUCUCCUUUCAUCAGAUUGGCAAUUAAAAGUUUCUGUACAAGUAUCUGAACUUUGAUCCAUAAUAAUGUAAUCCAGCAAUGAAGCGUACUUGGCAUUGUUAUGCAGUCUCAA